Octodon degus (degu) is the source of this 3434-nucleotide messenger RNA. It is a transcript of the gene Esrp2, whose product is annotated as epithelial splicing regulatory protein 2. The coding region runs from base 543 to 2690 and encodes 715 amino acids. Gene Ontology annotation, cellular component: ribonucleoprotein complex. NCBI's taxonomy places the organism in Eukaryota, Metazoa, Chordata, Mammalia, Rodentia, Octodontidae. Gene Ontology annotation, molecular function: RNA binding. The transcript has 15 exons. The record is from RefSeq and is a predicted model, not a curated record.
UGACUUCCAUCAGCCCCAAGCUGGCCGUCGUGACCCCCACAUUCCCUAGACUGCCUCCUGGUGGCUUCUACAGGUCCGAUGUGACCCUGACGAACUGGAGAAGGCCUCUGGUCUUGGAUGUCCUUUUGCAGAGGUCCCACAAUCCCCGCAGAAGAGGUGAGGAAGAACGGGUUCGCCCCAGAAGUCAUUCAGAACCAGACUAGAAAGUGGAAAGCAAGUCCCGAACGCGCUCCCGGGCUGGGAGUGAGAGUUCUUAAAUCCUGGGCUGGGUUUUGGCCCUCCCCCAAGGAUCCCCGGGCCGCCCCCAGUCACGUGGCCCGCGGGGCCGCCAGGUAACCCAGAGAGGGAGCGAGAGGCCGGCAUCCGCCCCGCCAGGCGCCGCGGGCGGGUCACAGCUGCGCCCACUGCCCCAGCCGGGGCCGCAGGUGCCGCCCCCAGCACGCUGCGUCCCGCCCAAGCCCAUCCGUGUUCGCCGUCGGACGGUGCGUGCGUGCGCCUCGUCGGUCCGCGUGUGUGGCCGAGCGCCCCCUUCCUCCGCGGCCAUGACGCCGCCGCCGCCGCCGCCCCCGGGUCCAGACCCUUCUAUAGACUCCGCCGCAGACCCUUGUGCGGGGUCAGGAUCUCUGGUUGUGCUAUUCGGGGCUACGGCCGGUGCGCUGGGGCCGGAUCUGGGCUCGGAUGAGACCGACUUAAUCCUCCUAGUGUGGCAAGUGGUGGAGCCACGAAGCCGCCAGGUGGGAACGCUGCACAAGUCGCUGGUUCGAGCCGAGGCGGCUGCGCUGAGUCCGCAGUGCCGCGAGGCGAGCGGCCUGAGCGCGGACAGCCUGUCGCGGGCCGAGUCGCUGGACAAGGUGCUUCAGCAGUUCUCACAGCUGGUGAACAGGGAUGUGGUUCUGCUGGGCGGGGGCCCCUAUGUGCUCUGCACUGAUGGGCAACAGCUGUUGCGACAGGUCUUACAUCCUGAGGCCUCCAGGAAGAAUCUGGUGCUCCCCGACACCUUCUUCUCCUUCUACGACCUUCGCAGAGAGUUCCAUAUGCAGCACCCGAGCACCUGCUCUGCCAGGGACCUCACAGUGGCCACCAUGGCACAGGAUUUGGGAUUAGAGACAGAUGCCACAGAGGAUGACUUUGGGGUCUGGGAAGUGAAGACAAUGGUGGCUGUCAUCCUCCACCUGCUUGAAGGACCUAGUGGUCAAUUGUUUUCGAAGCCCGAGGUGGUAAAGCAGAAAUAUGAGACGGGGCCUUGCAGCAAGGCUGAUGUGGUGGACAGUGAGACUGUGGUACGGGCCCGUGGGUUGCCCUGGCAGUCAUCAGACCAGGAUGUGGCUCGCUUCUUCAGAGGGCUCAACAUUGCCAGGGGUGGUGUAGCCCUCUGCCUCAAUGCCCAGGGCCGAAGAAAUGGUGAGGCCCUCAUCCGCUUCACAGACAGGGAGCAGCGGGACCUCGCUCUGCAAAGACACAAGCACCACAUGGGUGUCCGCUACAUUGAGGUCUAUAAAGCAACAGGGGAAGAGUUUGUGAAAAUUGCAGGGGGCACAUCACUAGAGGUAGCUCGUUUCUUGUCACGGGAAGACCAAGUGAUCCUAAGGCUUCGGGGACUGCCCUUCUCAGCUGGGCCAACAGACGUGCUAAGCUUCCUGGGGCCAGAGUGCCCAGUAACUGGGGGUGCUGACGGGCUGCUCUUUGUGCGCCACCCUGAUGGCAGGCCAACUGGUGAUGCCUUUGCCCUCUUUGCCUGUGAAGAGCUGGCACAGGCUGCACUUCGAAGACACAAGGGCAUGCUGGGUAAGCGGUACAUUGAACUGUUCCGGAGCACUGCAGCUGAGGUACAGCAGGUCCUGAACCGCUAUGCAUCCAGCCCACUCCUUCCCACACUGACAGCUCCACUGCUGCCCAUCCCUUUUCCACUGGCACCUGGGGCUGGGAGGGACUGUGUUCGCCUUCGAGGAUUGCCUUACACAGCCACCAUUGAGGAUAUCCUGAGCUUUUUGGGGGAGGCAGCAGCUGACAUCCGGCCUCAUGGUGUACAUAUGGUGCUCAACCAGCAGGGCCGGCUAUCUGGUGAUGCCUUCAUCCAGAUGACAUCAGCAGAGCGGGCCCUAGCAGCUGCUCAGCGAUGCCACAAGAAGAUGAUGAAGGAACGAUACGUGGAGGUGGUCCCCUGUUCUACAGAGGAGAUGAGCCGUGUGCUGAUGGGGGGAACCUUGAGCCGCAGUGGCAUGAGUCCUCCACCCUGCAAGCUGCCCUGCCUCUCACCACCCACCUACGGCCCCUUCCAGGCCACCCAAGCUCUCAUCCCCACUGAGACGGCAGCUCUGUAUCCUUCUUCAGCACUGCUCCCAGCUGCCAGGGUGUCUGCUGCCACCACCCCUGUUGCCUACUACCCAGGGCCAGCCACUCAACUCUACAUGAACUACACAGCCUACUACCCCAGCCCCCCAGUUUCCCCUACCACUGUGGGCUACCUCGCCACACCUCCUCCUGCUCUAGGCUCUACUUCCACCUCAGUGUUGUCUCAGCCAGGAGCCCUGAUCCGAAUGCAGGGCAUCCCAUACACAGCUGGCAUGAAGGAUCUGCUCAGUGUCUUCCAGGCCUACCCGCUAGCCCCUGAUGACUACACCACUCUGAUGCCUGUUGGUGAUCCAUCUCGCCCUGUGUUACAAGCCCCCAAGGAGUGGGUGUGUUUGUAGGUGAGGAAGCCAGGAACUGAGAGCUAGCUGAUGCCUUCAGCUGUCGUACCUUUUCAGCAUGCAGAGUACCUUCACUCCAGUGGCUUCUUUCUGGCUUGUCAAAGCUUUCAGAAGGCACCCAGAGAAGACCAAGCCCAGCUCCAUCUUCUACUUAUUUUUCUUCUUGUUCACCCUGAAGAUGGCUACCCUGAAUGCAGGGCUAAGGGUGGAAAGGGAUGUCUUGCUCUGAACAGCAUGGCUGGGCCUCUUGAGUGGCACCUGGAAAGCUUUUGAGCUGUCCUGCACAGGCCUGUAUCCAGUGGGCCUGACAGGCUGUCUAAAUGCUGGUGCCCGCCCUCAAUGUGUGACUCCUAGAGAAUCAAGGGUCUGAGUCUGAGUGAGGAUCCCAAUAAUCUCCCCAUCCUCUCCUAUGGGAGGUGGGAGGCAGAAAGGCAGAGUCAGUUCCUGCCCUUAGGAUACUGGAUUUCAGAGACCAUACUGUAACAGGGGUGGCCUCACCUAAGGGUGCUACCCUCCUCCAAACAGGCCCAAGAAACGCCAAGUGGAUAAACCGCAAAGUAUUCUGGACUAUGCUGCAGAAUCUUCAGAGAACACUAGGGGGCAGGAGGACCCCACACAAAAACUCAGGCUUGAAUUUUAAAGGAACUGUUCCAAUUUUUUUGCCCGCCCUUUUUUGUGCUGGGUAUUGAACCCUGGGCCUGGUGCAUACUAGGAAAGUGCUCACACUGUGCUAUACACCCAGUC